AUGUCUGACCAGACCAUCAUCUUCACCAAGGAUGCCCCGGCUCCCGUCGGCCCUUACUCCCAGGCCAUCAAGACCCCCUUCGCCAUCUACUGCUCGGGCGCCAUCCCCCUCAAGGCUGAUGGCACCUUUGUUGGCAGCAACAUCACCACUCAGACCACCCAGUGCUGUGAGAACCUCAAGGCCGUCCUCGCCGAGGCUGGCUCCUCCAUCCCCAAGGUCGUCAAGACCAUGAUCUUUAUCUCGGACAUGGCCCACUUUGCCGAGAUGAACGCCGAGUACGAGAAGUACUUCUCUCACAAGCCCGCUCGCAGCUGCGUCGCCGUCAAGACCCUCCCCAAGAACGUCGACGUCGAGAUUGAGUGCAUUGCUCUUCCUUAA
Molecule: messenger RNA, 378 nt
Organism: Cordyceps fumosorosea ARSEF 2679
Lineage: Eukaryota; Fungi; Ascomycota; Sordariomycetes; Hypocreales; Cordycipitaceae
Product: mitochodrial matrix protein HMF1
Exons: 4
Coding region: 1-378 (125 amino acids)
Cellular component (GO): mitochondrion; cytosol
Molecular function (GO): deaminase activity
Source: RefSeq, a predicted model, not a curated record